Cydia splendana is the source of this 3530-nucleotide messenger RNA. RefSeq lists its product as uncharacterized. The record is from RefSeq and is a predicted model, not a curated record. NCBI's taxonomy places the organism in Eukaryota, Metazoa, Arthropoda, Insecta, Lepidoptera, Tortricidae. The transcript has 2 exons. Bases 617 to 3007 code for a protein of 796 amino acids.
GUCCUUCUAAGGAAAAAAUCAGUGCCGAAGAUGGAAUCACGCAAUAAACUACAUUGAAGGUCAGAAAUCAUUCUUUAUCACGCCGACUUAUUGAAGUCCUGAGCGGCGCAUUAUAAAUGAUAAAGAAUGCAAUAUAUUUCAUUCUUCUCGCCAACGGCGCAAUAAAAGAAGAGUAAAAUCAUCGUUUUUUCUUUCGCCGUCUUGCAAAGCCGAGCGGCGCAAUACGAAGAAAAACGCAAGAUUCAUGUGAAUGAAACGCUAUGAUGCACCAACUAGCGCUCUCAGCGCGUGCAAGAAACAUUCGUCUCGUGUAGUCAACGUGCAAUCUGAACGCAUCCCUUCGUGCUCGUGCGGGCGGCAGCAUUGCGCAAUCCUCGAGUUCCUCGACCAAUCGCAGCGCCGUACGUCAACGCCGAGAGAACGCAACACUGCGAUUCAUCACACAGCGAUAACGCGACGACGCCAUUAAUUCGUUUCGUGUUUGAACAAUUCAAUUUAUUUACCGCAUUAGUAAAUUACUUGUGACUCGUGUAUUAGUGUAUUUUAGUAGUGUAAUAUUGUUUAGUGAUUGUAAAGUGUAGUGAUUGUUUAGAGCAUUUUAUACAGAAUUGUAAAAAUGUCAGACACCGAACAAAAAGAGGCAAUAGCCGCGCGAGGUCGCGCCAAAGGCUCAAUCACACGUUUAAAAAACAGCUUUGACCGAGAAGCGCUCAUAAAUUCGCCGAUAGAGUUAGUGCAAGCAAAGAAAACUAGGCUUCUAGAAGCCUUUCGCGAAUAUGAGCGCCUCACUAGCAAGGUUGCCUCGCUUUUUUCCUCCCCACCAGCUACUCUCGCCACCGAUGACGAGGAGGUGGAAGAUAACUACAUUUUGUUGAUAGCACAGUUAGAUAGCAUCAUAAAUGUUAUCCGCCUACGGGACAAUCCUCCUCAAGUGAGCGCUACCAGCAGCAGCGAAAAUGGCGUAAGUGUCAAGUCGGAGAACCUCAAACUGCCUCGAGUCGUCAUAAAAACAUUCACAGUUGUCAAACAGCAUCUUGCUGCUCUGCAAAACCUGGGUGAGCCGGUAGAUAAGUGGGAUGCCAUAAUAAUUUGCAUCCUAUCUAAGAAGAUUGACCUGCCUACCUACAGAGCAUUUCAACUGGAGCGAGAUAACAAUGUGUCGCCCACGGUAAAAGAAUUCCUAGGUUACGUGGAAAAACGUGCCCUAGCAUUUGAAAACACUGACAUGCAGAAGGGGCCUUCGCAGAGCUUUGUCAACCAUCCUGUGGCUGCACAAGCAAAGCCGUCCGCGCAUCAGCCUCAGCUGCAAUGUUUAUACUGUAAGUGUGCACACAGAUUAUAUAAUUGCCCGAGUUUUAAUUUAGCUUCCAUUCAUAAACGCAUGGAGUUCGCUUCAACAAACAACUUGUGUAAGAUUUGUUUGUCGCAACACAAGCGCAAAUGCAAAUUUCAUUUUCGGUGUAAGGUGUGCAAGCUACAGCACAAUAGCUUAUUGCAUCAAGACAAGCCUACUCCUUCUGUAACUUUGUCUGCAACUAGGAAUAGAGCCCAUAAUAUAAUAUUGCCUUCUGCUCGAGUCAAGCUGAUUACUAAGUCAGGGCUAGCAAUAUAUUGCAAGGCAUUGUUAGAUGGUUGCUCACAGGCAUCGUUCAUUACACAGAGGAUUGUGGACAAAUUGGGAUUACCGAUGCAAAAUACUAGUUCUAAAAUAACUGGUAUCAAUAAUGCCAAGCAUGCGAUUGACAAAUGUAUAAACCUUGAUGUGCAUUCUGCUGUUUAUCCAUUCAAAAUAAAUGUCAAUUGCAAGGUUGUUGAUAAAAUAACAACAAAGUUGCCACAGAUUCCUAUUAACAAGUCGCACAUAACAUUGCCUACUAACUGCAAACUGGCCGAUGAGAAUUUUAAUAAGCGUGGUGAUGUGGAUUUGCUGCUAGAUGCUGGUGUCUUCUUUCAGAUUCUUCUGAUGCAGACGAAGAAUAAUGGAGACCAAGCAACCAAACAGCCUAUCGUAACUGCGGGCAGUGCAAGUACUCCGGCACCGAGCUUUACAACCUCGAGUGCUGCAGCUUCAAGUACUUCAAUAGCAUGCGCCGCUACGCCACAAGGUCCUACACUAGUGCAGACAUCAUUUGGCGUGAUCAUCGGUGGUCGAAUGCAGCUACCAGCAAGAAAAAAAUCCAAACAGGUAAUAUCUUUGCUUUGUAGGGAAUGCAAUGAAUAUCCAAGCGACCUGUCAAGUGCAUUUGGGGAAACUGAAAAGGUGCCUGAGAUUUUCCUACAUAAAUUACCAGAGCAAGACUAUUAUGAGGUCUUACAGCCCAAUAAGGUCCCUUUAGAGCAAAUCAACUCUGAUUUAGGAAAAUCUUCUCACUUAGCACUCAAUGGAUUUCUCAAUCUAGAAAAGAGGUUGCAUGUGCCACAGAAUCAAACUCUUUUCACAAAAUAUAAUGGGCAUGGGCAAUUAAUCCUGCAUAAUGAAGAUUGUAUAUUUUCAGAACAUUCACCUGUGCCCACCGAGUUGCCUGAACUGAAAGCUGAUCAUACCAGUGCUCUGUGCCUUACAACCACAGUGCACCACCCUGAUCUCUUUGAAAUAAAAAAGUUCUCUACUGUAGCAAAAAUGACUUGUGUUCUUGCAUAUAUCCUUAGGUUUUGCAAUCAUGUCAAACUGACUUCUCAGAACCUUAAGGGCUUCCUAACUAUAGUCGAGCUCAACAAGGCCCUCAUGUUAAUAGUCAAACAUGAGCAAGCUCAAUCCUUGGCAGAUGAUUUAAGGAUGCUGCAAUCUCACAAGCAAGUUAAAGGUAAUUUAAAACCGCUAACUCCCUUCCUUGAUGGCGAAGGCAUUAUACGAAUUAGUGGUCGAUUACAAAACGCGUCGCUUCCUUAUGCUGCACAGCAUCUGGCAAUAUUGCCAAAACAGUCACCCAUGACAAACUUGAUUAUAAGAAAUCAGCAUAUAUGUUUACUAGAUACAGGACAAAAUGUAAUCUUAUGUUAUUCAUGACAAAGGCACUGUAUAAUAGAAAGUUUAAUCACUGUAAAAAAGAUUAUAAAUAAGUGUCUAAUGUGUUUCAGACUGAAUGCCGUUGCCACAACUCACCUGAUGUGUUUCAUGCCUGCACCACGGUUCACUGCUUCGUGCGAGUUCGGUAUUCGUAGUUAUAAUAAUACGUAGUGACAAUUCACCUCCUCUCGAGUAGCCUAUGGCGAGGGUAAUUAACUUGUUCCGGGGAAGGACGGCAUAUUACGCGCAGUUGAGCAACCCUUGGCAAAGCGGUCAUAUUCACAAUAGGUCUAUUAAAAAUAUGUGUACUGCCUAUAGAUAUUUAACUUAGCCUAAUUUUUAGCUUUUAAUAAGUGUCUAAAGUACCUAUUACAAAGGUAUGUAUUUAAGUGUAAACAAAGAGCUUACAUAUAUAUUUAUUUUGUUCUGUUAAGAUUUGUGUUGAUUAAUCAUCAGUUGUUUCUUUAAAAAUAAAUAAUAUAAUUAUAAUUUAUUGUAAUGAAUCCUGUCAAAUGUUGCUCAU